CCUUGGGCUUAAUUUUCUCUCUCUCCCUUCCGUUCCUUCAUUCCUCCUCUCCCUGAGUCGUCCUUCUUUUUUUUCCAGCAGCCCAACUCCAUCAACAAGGCUCUCGGAUCAAGCCGUCAUGCUGACCUUCAAAUAUCUGGCUGCUCUAGCCCUCCUUGUGCCUCAAUAUGUCCUUGCCAUUCGAUUUCAUAAGGAAAGCUUGCCAGGCCCUUCACUAUUGGGUGUUUCUGCCAGGCGUGUGGCGGGGUCAAUGACCAGGCUAGCCAUUUCCGUGAGUGGGGAGGUGGCUCAUAGAGCAUUCACUGGCACUUUCUCAGCGAGAGUAGCGGAUUCCAAUACAGAUUACAUAAUAGACAUAUGGCUCAACGUUUUUGGAUCGUACUUCGACGCAGUAAAUAAUCGUUAUGAUAACGGACUCAGCACGGGCGAUGUUUUAUAUGGUGUAAACAUGCUGACCGAUUGGAUGAAGUCGUUAAUUGAUACUGAGAACCCCACACUGUAUAACCAUGGCGGUAUCGGGCUCGAGUCGGAUUCUGGAUGCGCCCUUGGUACGAUCUUUUACGAUAUUAAUAGGAUAGGGCAUCCAGAUCUCAAGAGGAUGUCUCUCUCGGAUGGUACCCAUAGCCUACACCCUCAAUUGAAAUCAAACACUACAAAAGGCCUCCUCACAGGGGGGCUUCCUCCCCUGGUGCGCACCAACCUUACUCUCGAUGACCUCUUCCCGAAGUUUAAGCCUCCACCCCGCAAUGGCCCUAUUUGCAAGCGAGCGGACAAUGCCUUUGCGGCUUGCAAAGGUCCAGACACCCUAAUUGAUGGAGAGUUCCUCCGUCCAGGCCAAAGUCUGUGGUCCGACAAUGGUGCGCGCCUCUACGUCCAAGAUGAUGGUAAUCUCUGUCUAUGGUACUAUACUCCUCAGCCCAACAUGUACUGGUGCUGGAAUCACGGUAUCAACUGGAAAGGCAAGGAGUUUUAUAUUCACCUCACCAACACCGGAGCGCUUUGUCUGGUCCAAAUGGCCGAAGGCAUUCCGUUUCACUGCACAAGGGAGCCUAACAGAGCCAACCUGGGUAAAUACAGGAUGACUAUACAAAACGAUGGCAACUUGGUUCUUGUUAAGGGUGUGAACGAAUACGUCAUGUGGUCCAGCCAGAGUGAUAUCUUUAAAAACAGACCACGCCAGGCAUGUACGCGUUCCGUUCCAAAAUAGUGCCCCUAUAACCGCAACCCAUACCCUUCAGUCUCAUUUCGCCUUUUUUCGUUAUCUGUCUUGUCAGUAUUCAUUCUAACUCGGCAGAUAAUAAAGAACAUUG
Messenger RNA from Lobosporangium transversale, 1310 nucleotides. RefSeq lists its product as hypothetical. NCBI's taxonomy places the organism in Eukaryota, Fungi, Mortierellomycota, Mortierellomycetes, Mortierellales, Mortierellaceae. Bases 119 to 1207 code for a protein of 362 amino acids. The record is from RefSeq and is a predicted model, not a curated record. The transcript has 2 exons.